Molecule: messenger RNA, 1572 nt
Organism: Rhodamnia argentea
Lineage: Eukaryota; Viridiplantae; Streptophyta; Magnoliopsida; Myrtales; Myrtaceae
Product: beta-amyrin 28-monooxygenase-like
Exons: 3
Coding region: 110-1534 (474 amino acids)
Biological process (GO): sterol metabolic process
Molecular function (GO): monooxygenase activity; heme binding; iron ion binding
Source: RefSeq, a predicted model, not a curated record
GAGGACAAAAAUGGAGGACCUCGCAUGACACUGUUUCCCGCAUAAAUCCUGAUGAUUCUCCCCUCCCUUCUCAUCCUCUCUCUAUUUGCCUUCCGAGAGAAGAACAAGAAUGGAUUUCUAUGCCACAUGCAUCCUCGGCCUCUCGCUUUCUCUUCUCUUCUUCGUGUUUCGGAAGAAGCGCUUCGCUCCUAACCUCCCGCCCGGCAGAAAAGGAUGGCCCGUCCUCGGCGAGACCCUUCGAUUCAUGGCCGCCGGGAAGAGCGGCUGUCCGGAGAACUUCGUGAACGAUCGCACCACUAGGCACUCGCCAGAUGUCUUCCGGACCAACUUGUAUGGGGAGGACAUGACCGUGUUCUGCGGUGCCUCCGGCAACAAGUUCCUGUUCUCCGGCGAGGGCAAGUACGUCACCUCCUGGUGGCCCAACUCCAUCAAGAAGAUCACCCAUUUCCCGGAAAACUUGGGGAGGCUCAGUAACACGGAUGCCAAGAAGAGGCGCAGCUUCCUGUUGGAGUUCCUGAAGCCCGAAGAGCUCCAACGUUACAUACCCGUCAUGGACUCCAUGACUAGGGACCACUUGGCGACGGAUUGGUCUCCAAAUAAGGAAGUGCGGGUGUUUCCUCUAUCGAAGAGGUAUACCUUCGCUCUGGCGUGUCGCUUGUUCAUGAACAUCAGAGAUCCGGAGAUCGCGUCGAAGUUCGCCAGCUCGUUUGCUCGAGUCACUCCAGGGCUCAUCGCGGUGCCAAUCAAUAUCCCGGGCACGCCAUUCAACCGAGCAAUGGAAGGAGGAAAAGCUAUGAGGCAAGAGCUCUUGAAAAUAAUCAGGCAAAGGAAGAUGGAGAUUUCAGAGGGCAAAGACGCGAGUGCGAGGGACCUCUUCACUCGAGCGCUUCUGGAAGGAGAUGACGACGGGACCAUUUUCUACGAGAUGGAUGCUUCCAGCAAGAUCUUGGGAUUGCUCAUUGCGAGCCACGAGACCACCAGCACUUCGAUCACAGCCAUAGUAAACUAUUUGGCUCAGUAUCCCCACAUCUAUGACCGGUUUCGUCAAGAACAAAUGGAGAUUGCCAAAUCUAAGGGUCCAACUGAAUUGCUCAAUUGGGACGAUGUUCAGAAGAUGAAGUAUUCGUGGAACGUAGCCUGCGAGUCAAUGAGAUUGUUACCACCUGCACCAGGGGCAUAUAGAGAGGCAACGAAGGAUUUCACUUUCGCUGGUUAUACAAUUCCAAAGGGAUGGAAGACAUUUUGGACGGUGCACUCCACGCAUAAGAACCCCAAGUACUUCCCUGAUCCGGAGAAGUUCGAUCCCUCAAGAUUCGAAGGAAACGGGCCCGCACCUUUCACCUUUGUGCCCUUCGGAGGUGGACCUCGCAUGUGCCCCGGAAAAGAGUAUGCGAGGCUCGAAAUCCUCGUUUUCAUGCACAAUCUGGUGACCAAGUUCAAGCUCGAGAAGGCCAUACCGGACGAGAAAUUUAUCUAUAAUCCAUCACCGGUUCCCGUCGAAGGUCUUCGGCUUCGCCUCCAACCCCAUAACUAGAUAGCUUCAAGCUAUUUAUACAAUUUACAAGGCUUAUC